GCUGCGCGGGUCCCGGCCAGGUGCCGACGUGCGCGAAUCCACCGCACCAAGGCUCCUGGAGCUCGCAGCCCUCCGCCAUGCCCUCCUACACGGUCACCGUGGCCACCGGCAGCCAGUGGUUCGCUGGCACCGACGACUACAUCUACCUCAGCCUCGUGGGCUCUGCGGGCUGCAGCGAGAAGCACCUGCUGGACAAGCCCUUCUACAACGACUUUGAGCGCGGCGCGGUUGAUUCUUAUGACGUGACAGUGGAUGAAGAACUGGGCGAAAUCCAGCUAGUCAAAAUCGAGAAGCGCAAGUACUGGCUCCAUGACGACUGGUACCUGAAGUACAUCACGCUGAAGACGCCCUGUGGAGAUUACAUUGAGUUCCCUUGCUACCGCUGGAUCACCGGUGAGGGCGAGAUUGUCCUGAGAGAUGGACGCGCAAAGUUGGCCUGCGAUGACCAAAUUCACAUUCUCAAGCAGCACAGACGUAAAGAGCUGGAAACACGGCAAAAACAGUAUCGGUGGAUGGAGUGGAACCCUGGCUUCCCUUUGAGUAUUGAUGCCAAAUGUCACAAGGAUUUACCACGAGACAUCCAGUUUGAUAGUGAGAAGGGCAUGGACUUUGUUCUGAACUACUCCAGAGCGAUGGAGAACCUGUUCAUCAACCGCUUCAUGCACAUGUUCCAGUCUUCCUGGAGCGACUUCGCCGAUUUUGAGAAAAUCUUCGUCAAGAUCAGCAACACUAUUUCUGAGCGGGUCAUGAACCACUGGCAGGAAGACCUCAUGUUUGGCUACCAGUUCCUGAAUGGCUGCAACCCGGUGUUGAUCCAGCGCUGCACGAAGCUGCCCGAGAAGCUCCCUGUGAGCACGGAGAUGGUGGAGUGCAGCUUGGAGCGGCAGCUCACCUUGGAGCAGGAGGUCGAGCAAGGGAACAUCUUCAUCGUGGACUUUGAGCUGCUGGAUGGCAUCAACGCCAACAAAACAGACCCCUGCACCCUGCAGUUCCUGGCAGCGCCCAUCUGCUUGCUGUACAAGAAUCUGGCCAACAAGAUUGUCCCCAUUGCCAUCCAGCUCAACCAAAUCCCAGGAGAUGAAAACCCGAUUUUUCUCCCUUCGGAUGCAAAAUAUGACUGGCUUCUGGCCAAAAUCUGGGUGCGCUCCAGUGACUUCCACGUCCACCAGACCAUCACCCACCUUCUGCGCACACACCUGGUAUCUGAGGUUUUUGGCAUUGCCCUGUACCGCCAGCUGCCCGCUGUGCACCCCAUUUUCAAGCUUCUGGUGGCACACGUGCGGUUCACCAUCGCCAUCAACACCAAGGCCCGCGAGCAGCUCAUCUGCGAGUACGGCCUCUUUGACAAGGCCAACGCCACAGGGGGCGGUGGGCACGUGCAGAUGGUGCAGAGGGCCAUGCAGGACCUGACCUACACCUCCCUGUGCUUCCCUGAGGCCAUCAAAGCUCGGGGAAUGGACAGCACAGAGGACAUUCCCUACUACUUCUACCGGGACGACGGGCUCCUGGUGUGGGAGGCCAUCAAGACGUUCACAGCUGAGGUGGUAGGCAUCUACUACAAGAGUGACCAGGUGGUGGUAGAGGACCAGGAGCUGCAAGACUUCGUGAAGGAUGUGUAUGUGUACGGCAUGCGGGGCAAGAAGACCUCAGGUUUCCCCAAGUCCGUCAAGACCAGAGAGAAGCUGUCAGAGUACCUAACGGUAGUGAUCUUCACAGCCUCAGCCCAGCAUGCAGCGGUGAACUUUGGCCAGUAUGACUGGUGCUCCUGGAUCCCCAAUGCCCCCCCAACCAUGCGGGCCCCCCCACCAACAGCCAAGGGAGUGGUCACCAUCGAGCAGAUCGUGGAUAUGCUGCCAGACCGUGGCCGCUCCUGCUGGCAUCUGGGCGCAGUGUGGGCACUAAGCCAGUUCCAAGAAAAUGAGCUAUUCCUGGGUACGUACCCAGAAGAGCAUUUCACUGAGAAGCCUGUAAAAGAGGCCAUGGCCCGAUUCCGCAAGAACCUUGACACCAUCGUCAGCGUGAUUGCUGAGCGCAACAAGAACAAGAAGCUGCCAUAUUACUACUUGUCCCCAGACCGGAUUCCCAACAGCGUAGCCAUCUAAGUGGCCACCUGAGUCAGUCUCACAUGCACACGGUCAGCUGCUCACAGGCGGGCUCAGCACCCAGACUCCAGGCUGCCCGGGUGGGCGGGCUCACGGGGGCCCCGGGGCAGGACCUCCUGGCAGCUUGCUCUCCUGAGGCUGCCUCGGUUCCUCAGGCCCCAGGCUGACUGGCUUCAA
Neomonachus schauinslandi (Hawaiian monk seal) is the source of this 2279-nucleotide messenger RNA. It is a transcript of the gene ALOX5, whose product is annotated as arachidonate 5-lipoxygenase. The transcript has 14 exons. The record is from RefSeq and is a predicted model, not a curated record. Gene Ontology annotation, molecular function: iron ion binding; protein binding; arachidonate 5-lipoxygenase activity. Gene Ontology annotation, biological process: lipid oxidation; linoleic acid metabolic process. Gene Ontology annotation, cellular component: nuclear envelope. The coding region runs from base 78 to 2102 and encodes 674 amino acids. Lineage: Eukaryota; Metazoa; Chordata; Mammalia; Carnivora; Phocidae.